This is a messenger RNA of Paramecium pentaurelia, 612 nucleotides long. The record is from the annotation of a GenBank genome assembly. Lineage: Eukaryota; Ciliophora; Oligohymenophorea; Peniculida; Parameciidae.
AAUGGACGAAUUUUUUGAUGAUCCAGCUGGCACUAUAGAGACAUAUGUAGAUCCUGAAGUUGCAGCUUAACCUUUAAUGUUUAAUGAUGCAGGUAUGGUACUUUGGAAAUCUUAAUUAAGCCAGAUAGCCAUUUGAAAUACCUAUUGUACCUAAUGCUGGAGUUACUCUAGUGGUAUAUAUAUGAAAGAUUAAAUUCUAACUAUUUAGAGUGCUGAAUAAUAAAAGAGAAGAGACAAAUUAAGAGAAUUAGAAGAAGAAAGAAUUAAAAUUGUAAGAGAGAAAGAUUAGGAAGAAAGAAUUUAAAAAUAAUAAAGAAAGGAGAAAGCUUAACAAUAUUUACUGCAAUUCUAAACGUAUUUCUAUAUAUAUUCUAUAUAAAGGGAAUUGAAAAAUGACAUUCAAGCAAGAAAACUGGCAAAUAAACAAACUUAAGAACUAAGGUCUUAAAAUAAAAGUGAAUAUGUAUUGUGUUAUUCAUGCUACUCAAGAAAAACUCUUGGGAUAAGAUAGCAUCCAACAUUGCUUUGAAAGAUGGUGAAUAUCCUGGAGAAAAAGAUGUAGCCAAAAUGAGACAAGCCAUACUUAACAAGAGGAAAGACUUGACUAAGUGA